Messenger RNA from Fomitopsis serialis, 2185 nucleotides. Its product is annotated as Metallo-dependent phosphatase. Gene Ontology annotation, cellular component: cytoplasm. The coding region runs from base 94 to 2115 and encodes 673 amino acids. The transcript is spliced from 10 exons. The record is from RefSeq and is a predicted model, not a curated record. Gene Ontology annotation, molecular function: phosphoprotein phosphatase activity. Lineage: Eukaryota; Fungi; Basidiomycota; Agaricomycetes; Polyporales; Fomitopsidaceae.
GCUGUACGUGCGAGCACACGUGCGUCGCUGUGUGACAACUUGCUUGAGGAGGGACUCAGCCAGGACUCAGCAGUCCUCUAUCUCCCUGCCACCAUGGCCUUCUCGCUCUAUAGGUUGGGGCGAUUUCUGAGGUCCAUUUUCUCUCCACUCGCAGCUUUCGUAGGCUUCAGCUGUCUGCUCACUUUCCUCUUCAUUCUCUACCAACCUAACGCGGGUCCUGGAGCGAAGCAGCGCGUCGGUUGGCAGUCCUGGGAGUUCGUCAAUGAGGUCACCGUAUCUAGUGCAGGCGCAAGUGGAAAUACUGGCACAACCAUAGGCACGCCGUCGCAAGCGGAUGGCGUCGACUGGUGGAACGUUACUACCUCGGAGAAGCCUACCGUCGACUCUGCCAGUCUGCCUCUGGACGUGUGGGAUCCAUUGCUCCCGCAUGAUACCGGUCUGUCUGAGAUUGAGAUCACGCGGUGCUUCGUCGACCCCUGGUACGCGAAGUCCUUCACGAACGACCUGUGUGCCCCAUCUACCACGAAGGAAGAUGAUGCGUACAAGGGCAAAUGGGUUCGUGUUCCCCGAAACCUCAACAUGCAAUCGGGUCUGAUGAGCUUGAACAUCUACUAUCGCCGAACGCGCCGGCACGACAUCCCUCUCAUCACAGACAUGCGCAUCCUUCCGGCGUCUGCAACCCCCACCCCUCUUACCUCCGACUGGCACAAAGUAUCUCGCUCCAUCAGCCCCUCCGGCGACAAGCUUUACCUAUGGUACAAGACCGACAAGACGCUCGUGCAGAUGACUGCCAGCCAGCGCCAGCAGCAGCUUGUGACGGAGCUCGACGUGCUGUUCGGCGACGACCAGCCGUGGUACGGCUUCGAAAAGCUAGACCCGCCUGUGCUUGAGAGCAUGACGCUGCUUCAACGGCAGAGCGUCUGGCUCACGUACCGCCGUGGUGUGCACGCGCCGCCUCGCGCGCCCCCGCUGCACUUCACGCGCGACGGCCGCUUCAAAAUCAUGCAGAUCGCCGACCUGCAUUAUUCUGUCUCCGCAGGCACCUGCCGGGACACGCCGCUCGCACCGUGCUCCAACUCCGACAACCUCACGAACACCCUCCUUGGGCGGAUGCUCGACGCCGAACGCCCGGACUUUGUCGUCUUCUCAGGCGACCAGCUGAAUGGCCAGGGCUCGUCCUGGGAUGCGCGCUCCGUGCUGGCCAAGUUCUCAAAGGCCGUGACGCAGCGCGGGAUCCCGUGGGCGGCCGUGUUCGGGAACCACGACGAUGAGGAUGGGGAAAGCAGAGAGCAGCAAAUCAAGUAUAUGCAGGGAUUGCCGUACAGUAUGGUCGAGACGGGUCCGAAGGACAUCCACGGUGUCGGCAACUAUGUCUUGAAAGUGAAGAGUGCUGACGCUUCCAUGACGCACCUCUUGACGCUUUACUUCCUUGAUUCCGGCUCGUACUCGAAAGGCUUCAUGAACUGGUUCGGCUUCUUUAUCCCUACGGAAUACGACUGGAUUCAUCAAGAUCAAAUCAAUUGGUUCUUGCAAGAAUCUUCUUCAAUUGACCCUAUUGAACGUCCCUUCACUCCUGAUACUACCAAAGAUCUCGGCGACGUGUGGAAACGUCAAGCCGUCGGACAAGUCGCCCCUGACGCAAGACGACUCGCGAAGCCCAACGCGCUCAUGUUCUUCCACAUCCCACUUGAAGAGAGUUACGCGGCUGCGGACACGGACCCCGUCACAGGCAAGCCGCUCGAUGUUGGCCUUCAUGGUCUAGAAGGGCAGGGCUCCGCGAAGAAACAGGACGGGUUCUUCCAUAAGGGGCUGCUGCAAGCGAUGGAGAGCGAGCACCGUGCAGCGGGCAACGCUCGCGAAGUCAAGGUCGCUUCGAACGGCCACUGUCACGUCACCGAGAACUGCAGACGCGUGCAAGGUGUCUGGCUGUGCUUCGGCGGAGGAGGCUCGUACUCUGGCUAUGGCAAGAUCGGCUUCGAUCGGCGCUUCCGUGUGUACGACGUGUCGGACUACGGCGAGACGGUCCGCACGUAUAAACGCACCGAGAACGACGGGAUCGUCGACGAGAUGGUGCUUGUUGGCCACGGCGCCCCGAGCACGUACGAGGGCCCAUGAUAAGGACAUGUGCCUCCCUUUGCGCGGCGAACUGUGUACUGUUAGAUGUGGUCACUGUAUUUAUAGAUAG